UAGUCCAGUGUUGCAGCUGAUUUAUCUGUAUGGAUUUAAUGCGGUGCUUCAACAUCAGUUUUUUCAGAGGCAGAGCAGUGAAUGUGACCUGAAUGCAGGGCAUGACUUAAUGGGAUGAGACGCAAAACUCAUUCAAAACAGUCUGUUGAAGAAUCUGAGAUGCUUUCGCAGCCUUAGUCAUCGCGGCCAUAUGAUUUUUCUAGGCCCACUGGACUAUAUGCGGCUGCAUUUUUUAAUGUGAACAGAUUUCAUUUGUUGGAGUGAUGCCUUGGCUACAGUAAGAUGCGUUUCUAAGGAGGGGACAGUCAUGGAUUUAGGAUCUGGUUUGUUUCAUUAUAACGUGAGCUCACCGCUGCUGAAACACCAUGGAGUGAUUGACGUACAGUAACUGGGUUUUGGGAGCGAGGAGAUCGACCCUUUGGUCCAUCGGUUGCCUGUAUCUCAGUGCUCCAAUCCUGCGUUUUUUUGUUGACGGAGCCCCUUGGCAAUCGGCAUUAUUUCCUCUCCGUCUGUGGCUAGUGGGGGAGGCGGAGAGAGAGCCGCGGAGGAAGGCGCCGUAUUAGCGUUUCAGCUGCUGACCACGAAUAAUGCUUUAUUUUGGGGAAUGAAACGUGGCUUAUGUUUUUGCGAGCGGACUACCAAACUUGUGCUCCACUGCAGCAUUUUGCGUCUUUUCCCUCCGCUGCAGAUGAUACAGAAAAGCAUCAUAGCGGUACCCCACCACUGCAUUUUUUGGGCAAAGAUAAGAGUGGCGUCGUCUUGCAGUUAAGGCUACUAUGGCAGCAUAGGGGGCAUCUUCUGGAGGGGAGAAUCCGCCAAUUCCUUGCUUAGCCCUGUCUCCAAUGCCUUAUUAUUAGCGGAAAGCAGUGACUGGAUUUGAAACCCAGCUGUUUACCCGUUGGAAAUCACUCGAAAAAGCAGCGGAUCCCGAUGGCAUGGACACUUAUGCAAGGUCUGCCGCGCUGCCGUGCUACAGGAGCCUACUCGCUGUCUCUACAUUCAACCCAGCUCCAUCGCCAUCGCCCCGCAGCCGAGAGAGCCCUGCCGCAACGCGACCAGCGACCACCGAGCCAAAGCAGGCGGCAUGAGGCUUGAUUCAGUACAUUUAUCCAUGCUGGUCAUCGGGGUCUCAUUCGCCUGCUACUCCCCGAGUUUGAAUUCCCUGCAGGACCAGGUUUUCAAAUCCUCCGUGGUGAUCGAGGGCAAGGUGCAGUCUACGCCUGUGAACAUCUCCGCGGAGCCGUACCGUGUGAAUGUCAAAGUGCUGGAUGUUUGGCCCCAGAACAGCGGGGGUCUGGAGCGAGAACAGCUCGUCACAGUGGGGGAAUUUGGAUCCGAGGCUCCGUGCACCAAAGUGAAGAGAAACCACAAAUACAUCUUUUUCAUGGACCCCACUGACGAGCCCUUGGUUUUCAAGGCAUCGUUCGCGCCUCUGGACACGAGUGGAAAGAACCUUAAAAGGGAUGUUGGGAAGAUCUUGUGUGAGGACUGCGCUGCGGCUCCAAAGUUAAAACCGAUGAAGAAUCCAAUAAUAGUGGAAGAGGGGACCAAGCUCACAGUGAAGUGCGAGGCCACAGGGAGCCCUCUCCCCACCUACACGUGGUUCAAAGAUGGCAACGAGCUGAAGAAAGGCCUAAAAGUCAAAAUAAAAAACAGCCAGAAAAACUCCAGAGUCCAGAUCGGCAGAGCAAGACUGGAGGAUUCUGGGAAUUACACAUGUGUGGUGGAGAACCCGCUGGGAAGAGAAAACUCCACCGGCACUGUAAACGUCCAAAGCUUAACCACAACGCUAUCUCCAGGCUCAGGCCACGCCAGAAAAUGCAACGACACAGAGAAGGCCUACUGUGUGAAUGGCGGCGACUGUUACUUCAUACAUGGUAUAAAUCAGCUCUCCUGCAAGUGUCCAAAUGACUUUACUGGUGAUCGCUGUCAAACCUACGUUAUGGCCAGUUUCUACCAGCAUCUUGGGAUUGAAUUUAUGGAGGCAGAGGAACUCUACCAGAAAAGAGUCCUGACAAUCACGGGUAUUUGUGUGGCUCUGUUGGUGGUGGGCAUCGUGUGUGUGGUUGCCUACUGUAAAACCAAGAAACAAAGAAAGAAGAUGCACAAUCAUCUGCGACAAAACAUGUGUCCAGAACAUCCCAAUCGUAGCCUAGCUAACGGACCCAAUCACCCAGGACCAGGCCCAGAGGAAAUCCCCAUGGUAGAUUACAUAUCAAAGAACAUCCCUGCAACUGAACGAGUCAUACGGCCUGCGACAGAGGGGUCGUUCCCCGCCAGCCAUGCCUCUUCCAGAUCUCAUAACUCUUCCACACGGGCCCAUUCAUCAACUCAUAGACAUGAGGAACGGACAUGGAGCCUGGAACAUUCUGACAGCAUCCUUUCUGACUCGCCGGGAAUGAUGUCAUCGUCCGUGGGGACCAGUAAAUGCAGCAGUCCUGCGUGCAUGGAGGCACGGGCUCGCCGCGCUGCACACUGUGGUUACUCUGACCCCCAUCGGCCGGGCCUGCAGUACGGAGACUCCUUCGACUCGCUGGGAGACUCUCCGCACAGCGACAGAUAUGUGUCAGCCCUGACGACACCAGCCCGCCUUUCGCCAGUGGAUUUCCAUUACUCAUUGCCAUCGCAGGUGCCUACCUUCCAGAUUACAUCCCCCAAUGCCAGCCAUGCCAUGUCUCUGCCUCCUGCUGUCCACAACCCCUACCCGCUGGAGGAUGACCAGCCUCUGCUGCGCCGCUACCAGGUGCCCCUACACGAUGCCCAGUGCCAGGAGCCCUACCGGCAGCAGCGUCGCACCUAUCUUAAUGACAGCAGGGGCAGCCUGCCCUCCAGCCCCUACCGGCUGGCUGAGGAAGAAGACUAUGAGACCACCCAGGAGUAUCUCUCCUCUCGGGAGCAACCAAAGAGAAGUGGGUCUGGUGGAAGUGGGAGCCGGCGCUGGCGAAGAUCCAGACUGAACGGCCACGUGGCCCCACGUGGAUACGAGGCAUCUCGGGAAUACGGAUCCCGAAGCUGCCUAACAGAUAGUGAGUCCGAGGAGGACGGUGAGAGCACGCCCUUCCUCAGUAUGCAGAACAUGAAUGCCGAGCCGUCCACCAUCUACAGGCCGGCGGACAGUCGGACUUCUCACUCAUCGGGGCGGCACAGUGGGCAUGGAAACAUGCACACAAGACUUACACACUCACGCUCCAAACCGGACAAUACACCCCAUUAAAGAGUGAAAAUGAACCAACGAAAAUCAAUAUAGUAUAGACCUGCAUCUAUAAGAAAUAUUUUUAUUUUAUAUAACUGACAGAUAUUCUAAACAAAUGAAAUAUUUAUUUUCAUUUUAGCAAAAGUUGUCUACUAGUUAACAGCAAAGACUUUUUUAUAGGGAAAACUCUAUUUAUAUGUACAUUUUGAUUUACAGCAUAAAAGAUGUGCCAGUUUUUUCACAACGUAAAAAAUAGAGUAAUAUUGUGGUGCCUUUUGCUGUAUGCCGAUGCCAGAGGGCCAGUGGAGGUUUUUGUAGCCUUUCUUAUAUGGACGCCUCAUUUUUUAUACACGUUUGUUUUUUUUUCUUCUCUGGUUUCCUGUUUUAACUUUUUUUUUUCUUUCCAAGUUGCAUUCUUUGAGGAGUCUAGCCCCACUGAAACAUAACCCUUCCAUGUCACGCAAUAUAAACCACUUCAACAUAAAGUGUAUGUUUACAUUAA
This is a messenger RNA of Notolabrus celidotus (New Zealand spotty), 3695 nucleotides long. It is a transcript of the gene nrg2a, whose product is annotated as neuregulin 2a. The transcript has 11 exons. The record is from RefSeq and is a predicted model, not a curated record. Bases 1085 to 3214 code for a protein of 709 amino acids. Lineage: Eukaryota; Metazoa; Chordata; Actinopteri; Labriformes; Labridae. Gene Ontology annotation, biological process: nervous system development; animal organ development; intracellular signal transduction. Gene Ontology annotation, molecular function: signaling receptor binding.